Eurypyga helias (sunbittern) is the source of this 511-nucleotide messenger RNA. Its product is annotated as DNA repair protein RAD52 homolog. The record is from RefSeq and is a predicted model, not a curated record. Lineage: Eukaryota; Metazoa; Chordata; Aves; Eurypygiformes; Eurypygidae.
AAGCACGGACUCCCUGGCUGCGGAGCGCGAUGCCACUUACCAGCGGAAGCUGCGGCAAAAGCAGCUACAGCAGCAGUCGGAACAGAUGGAGAAGAAGCAGCGGGCUCCGGCAGUCGCACCCAGCAGUGACCAGGGCGAUCCUCCCGCGAAGCACAGCACGCCAGCAGCAGCACAGGGGCCGCUUGCAGUGGAAGAGGAGUUCUUUGCAGAUGAUCCUGAGCUUUGGGACAUUUCCUUGGAUACCAUUGAUCUUAAGCUAGCGGGUCACGCGGCGGCAGAGCCAGCAGCUGAACGCCGGACACCCAGAACACCCCGCGGGUGUCAGCAGGCGACUGCGCGUAGCGGGACGCCUCACCGAGCGAAUCACCAGAAAGCUUCUGCCCGACAGGCGCAGCCGCAGCCUCCUGCGACGACCGCGACCAGCAGCAGCCGCGCCAACCUCCACACCCCAGAGCGCAGCCCCCACAAGAGAAGUCAAAACUGGAAGAGGAGGCGGCUAGAACCUACGUAA